Molecule: messenger RNA, 909 nt
Organism: Effrenium voratum
Lineage: Eukaryota; Dinophyceae; Suessiales; Symbiodiniaceae
Source: the annotation of a GenBank genome assembly
AUGGACAGCGAGGAGGUGUUUGAGCGCGAUGUACAGUCGAACUAUGCUGCUUCUUUGAAAGUGUCGAGCACAGCGCCAACAAGGCUGUCACGCCCCAUCCAGGAGCGUCUAUACAGGACAAGCAAACUUUUCUGUAUGGGACAGUUCGUCGAGAGUGAUGAGUCAGUGGAGUUUCUCACAACUCUGUCAGUGCUGUGCUGCAUCUCAGUCUUUGCGUGGUCGAGCAAAGGACCAAAGGGCCCCACUGGAUUUGGCGCGCACGUCAAUGUCCAAGCGAUCCAUCAUGGCAUACGCCGGCAUAUGACGAACCCCAAGACGUGCGUGCUGCAGGAAUUAACUGAUGCAAUGGCGCAUACAUUCACUGGCAUCGGCCCUCAGCACGUCCAUGUGCAUAUUGUCGGUGGGCAUCAAUACACUGAGAAAGAUGAGAACCUACGAAUCCAAGGAGGCCAGCCUUCGAUGAGCUGGCACGUGCUGGGUGCAGUGCGAGCAGCUGGGUUCACCAAGAUCAACCAAAAAAUGCUCAAUGUGUUUCCGGGUGGACCUUUGGGGCCAUCACCAAUGUGCGAACGUCGCUUGGUUCAAGACAAUCAGCGCUUUGAUGUUGCAGCACUCCACUUGAAGACAGGGUGCAUCGUGACCCACACUGACCACUCAGCAGAAAGCGCAGUUCCUACGGAAAUGUACCAAGUCAACGACAAGAUCACGUGGACCGUUGGAAAUUGUCCUCUACGCCAUGUGGAUGAUCCAACCGUGUACCCUGUCAAAUGGCUGUUGUCACUGGUGGCGUGCCUUUGCCUUUGGGCCGUGACCGAUUUCAUAUACAGCGCUGGUUUCUUUGUGCUGCUCGUGUGGAAGCUGGAGCCCAGCUCUUUCACCAACUUGAGCAUGCGCCACUGGCAGACUUAG